Molecule: messenger RNA, 705 nt
Organism: Lasiosphaeria miniovina
Lineage: Eukaryota; Fungi; Ascomycota; Sordariomycetes; Sordariales; Lasiosphaeriaceae
Exons: 1
Coding region: 1-705 (234 amino acids)
Source: RefSeq, a predicted model, not a curated record
AUGGCUGCCGUUCCCAAACAUAUGAUUCUACCACCCAGAGAGCCAGACGCCACCGACUCGGAAAUGGCCACCUAUCUUCUCGAGUCUCAUAUCGAAAGCGCCCUGGCCGGUCUCGUGGAUGAAUUAGACAACAAAGAGCUAGAAGCCUUUGCCGAUUUAACGGAGGAGAGUGAACAUGAUGCCAUAAUCCAUAUUUACGCCACGUACCGCCUAUACAUGAGAAGCAACUCGCCGGAAAGGCUUAAACAAGCCGCCAGAUCGUUAAAACUCUUGGUCGAAGCAACGGCAAAAGAUGAUGCGGCUCACGCUCUGCAACUUCGCAUUCUUGUUCAGACGUUAGCGGACCUGGCGCAGCAUGAAUUCACGUCACGUACCGGGGGAGAUGCUGCUGCGGGUGUCUUUUUCGAAGGGCCUACGUUGAGGGAAGAUCUCGACUCCGCCGUCAGCCUGGCAACAACAGCUCUGGACUCGACGCAGUCGGACCAUCCCGGUCGAUUCAUGAUACUGAACAACAUCGGAGCCUGGCUCGGGCUGCGGUUUAAUGAAUGCACCCACUUGAAAGAUAAUCUUGAUCUAGCUAUCGAAUAUUCCUGGGGCGCAAAAGGUGGCGCAGAAAUAGUAGCACGAGAUGCUACACCUGUAGUCGCAGACCACUCCGAUAGAGAUGCUGUUUUCAUACAGUUUGCAGGCUUGCUUGCUAUUUAA